Messenger RNA from Epinephelus fuscoguttatus (brown-marbled grouper), 1988 nucleotides. It is a transcript of the gene baiap2l2b, whose product is annotated as BAR/IMD domain containing adaptor protein 2 like 2b. The transcript has 15 exons. Gene Ontology annotation, biological process: positive regulation of actin filament polymerization; actin filament bundle assembly; actin crosslink formation. Gene Ontology annotation, molecular function: protein binding. Gene Ontology annotation, cellular component: cytosol; nucleoplasm. The record is from RefSeq and is a predicted model, not a curated record. The coding region runs from base 377 to 1882 and encodes 501 amino acids. Lineage: Eukaryota; Metazoa; Chordata; Actinopteri; Perciformes; Serranidae.
UCAAUAAUUUACCUGGCCCGCUCAUAUCGAUGGCACCUACUCCCUUUUCUCUUCCCCUCACUCGUUUGCUCGCUCUUUCCACGAAAACUGUUGCUGACAAGGGGGUAAAAGAGCUUGUUAACGGAUGACAGAAAAAGGGAGAGAGGGAGAAAAGCACUAUCCUUCUAUCAGAUAGUGGUAGUACAGUGGGACUGCAGUCAAGGUGACUUUAACUGCCUUAAGACGCCGAUACACAAAGGAUAAAAAAACGCCUGAAGAAACUUCAGAAGUUUGAAUGGGAAUACAGACUCUUCACAGAAGUUUGUUCUGUCUCUGACGUUCAUUUUUUAGGCAUUUUCUUUCUUUUAAAUUCUUAUCGUCUUUGAAAUUGGUCACUAUGUCUGGAGCCACCAGUGACCAGCUGCAUAGAUCAACUUUAUCUGUAUAUUUGAAUCUGAUGGAGCAUUUCAAUCCCGGUCUCCAGAAGCUUGUUGCUUUAGGAAACAGCUAUGUCAAAGCUUUUCAAGCCUUAGCUGUUUGCAGUGAGGCCUACUUCAGCGCUGUGGCUAAGAUGGGCGACCAGGCCCUUCACACGCUUUCAUCUCGCUCUCUUGGGGAUGUUCUGAUCCAAAUAUCAGAAACACAGAGAAGACUCACUGCAGAAAUGGAAGGAGUGUUUCGAUGGUUCCAGGUAGAGGUGUUGCAAGCAAUGGAGAAGAAUGUUAAGUUGGAUGAGGAGUACAUUGAGGGUAGUCGCAGAGUGUACGAGCUGGAGGUGAGGAACCAGGCAGAGGCUUUGGAGAAACAGCUCAGACGAGGAGCCUACAGGGACUCUCUGGAGAAUAGUGAGUACAUGCUGUACCUGAGGCAGAGCCAGCAGGAGAUCCAGAAGGAGGAGGAGAGGAGGUAUCGCUUCUUGGCUGAGAAACACUGUGGCCUCACUCAGUCACUGCUCUUCCUUAUAAACAAGACCGGUGCUUCUCUCCAGCAGAAGGCAGAUGGAUGGAAGGAGAAGGUGAAUGAGACCAGAGGGUCCAGACCUCGAACUCCCACCCAUUUGGAUCAAGAUGCACAGUUGCGAGGUUCAGUGAGCUCCCUGCUGCAAACAGUAGCCAGAGAUGAAGACAUGUCCUGGGCCAGGAGGGAGCAGCAGGCGCUGGGCAGAGUGCCCUCUAGAGCACCGUCCCCCCUCCCCAGCCGCUCUCGCUCUAGCUCAGUUGGGGAAUCUCUGGGUCUUGGUGGAGGGAAAGCCAUGAGAGCCCUGGUAUCUCAUCCCUCCUCAUCCAACCCAAAGCUUCUCCCUUUCAACAGGGGAGAGACUGUCACCGUACUCGUCCAAGAGCCACGCAAUGGCUGGCUGUAUGGGCGCACUGACAGCAGCCUGCGUCAGGGCUGGUUCCCUGCUGCUUAUGUGGCCCCUGUUGAAGAUUUCUCCAACACUUUAGCAACAAGUGGUGGUUCCGUAAGAAGCCACAGUAUGAACAAUCUGCUGGACCCUACUGACACCUACACUGACCAAUCAGAGAGCAAGAACUACGGUGAUGUCCCGCCGCCAGCCACACCCAACCGCAGAGCCUCUGUAGACUUCCGGCCGAUCUCUCCUCUCCCUGAGAAGAAGCUGGAGUCGGCCUUGGAGACAAAGCAAAGUCAAACGAACCCACCUCCACCUCCUCCCCCACCGCCUCCUCCUCUCUCAAGUCAGAACCUUCGAAGGGGCUCUGUAGAUUUUCGACCAAUCUCUCCCCUCCCUGAAAGGAAGGGUGAAUCAGCAUCUGAUGUCCAGGCAUUAUCGCCCCACGGGCCGCCUGAAAACCCGCUGUUUCCCAGAGGCACAAACCCAUUCGCCACUGUAAAGCUUCGCCCCACGACGACCAAUGACAGAUCCGCUCCACAGAUCCACUGAGCCGUCAGCGCUCUUGCAGGCUGGCUCUCCUUAUAUAUCAUUUUAUUCACUACAUCAUCUGAUCGGAGGCAGGGAGUGUGGAGGAGGAGGGGAUAGAGGAGAGGAG